AUGGGCAGCAUCUUUGCAGACUUCCAGCAGGCCCAGAGGGUCGGGAAUGGCCGCCUCCUAGCCUCCUGCCUUGCUCCCAUAGACACUGCUCAAGACCCUCAUCGACUAAUAUCGUUUGCCCAGCUAUCGAAUUAUCAGACGAUUUCCUCGGACGUGCGCUAUUAUCUGAUACAGGCUCCUAAUGCAGUGGGAUUAUCGAAAGCUGAAGCUAAUGCGUGGGUCGAUAUCUUCGUCGCACUCUGGAAAACCGUGAAGGAACUCGUCGGACUACGGCAAGGCAACGGUACGGGGGAUUGGGUACGGGCUUUUGACUCCUACAAGGAAUUAUGCAACCUCCUGGUCAGAGGCUACACCAAUUUUGGCUUCCAGUCAUGGACCGUCCCCUGCCUAUACGUUGCAGGCAAGUAUAUCCGCAUAAUAGCUAUGAAGGCGGACAGUGAGGUCAAGCCCAAGGACGCCAACGGGAGUGCCUUUACAAAUGGCUUUUCGGACGACAUCAUGGGCGAUGUGAACAAGCACGAGAAACUCGAGCAGGCAGCCUGGACCAUCAACCGCAUGUUCACGGUGUGCUUGAGCGACCGGUCUGAACUGGCCGAGUCCCGCAAAUGGGGCAUCUACAGCACCACCAACCUUCUGUUCAAGACAUACUUCAGACUCAACUCCAUUUCACUGACCAGGAAUGUCAUCCGUGCCCUGGAAGCUGCGUCAGCCGACCUGCCUCCCCUGGAGCUUUUCCCUAAGUCUCACCGGUGCACAUUCAAAUACUACAGAGGAGUCAUCGACUUCCUGCAGGAGAACUACACUGAAGCGGAGCAGCACCUGACCGAGGCACUCAAUCUAUGCCACAAAGACUCACUCAAAAACAGGGAACAGAUCCUGACCUAUCUCAUCCCGGCUCAUGUCGUAAACCACCAUCAGCUGCCUAGCCACGCCUUGCUGUCGCCGCAUCCAACCCUUUCCGGUUUAUUCACACCAUUAUUCAACGCUGUUCGUGCUGGGUCCCUAGUAGCCUUCGAUGAAGCUCUCACGUCCGCCGAACCGGAACUGGUCAAGCGCCGCGUCUAUCUUACCCUGGAGCGGACCCGAGACAUCUGCCUGCGCAAUCUAUUCCGCAAGGUCUUUUUGGCCGCAGGCUGGGAGGAAACUAAAGACUCGACGACUGGGGAAGUAACGGGCAAGAUUCGCCGGACGAGAAUUCGUAUCGAGGAAUUCGAAGCGGCAAUGCGCGUAGGCUACAAAGGCGCCACGGAUGUCAUGAUGGAGAGGGACGAGGUAGAGUGUUUCCUGGCCAACAUGGUUUAUAAGAACUUGAUGAAAGGUUACAUCGCUCGUGACAGAGGCAUUGUUGUCCUCAGUAAGGCCGGCGCCUUCCCUGGUACAGGUGUCUGA
Molecule: messenger RNA, 1389 nt
Organism: Capronia epimyces CBS 606.96
Lineage: Eukaryota; Fungi; Ascomycota; Eurotiomycetes; Chaetothyriales; Herpotrichiellaceae
Exons: 2
Coding region: 1-1389 (462 amino acids)
Biological process (GO): transcription elongation by RNA polymerase II; poly(A)+ mRNA export from nucleus; post-transcriptional tethering of RNA polymerase II gene DNA at nuclear periphery
Cellular component (GO): transcription export complex 2
Molecular function (GO): double-stranded DNA binding; RNA binding
Source: RefSeq, a predicted model, not a curated record